This is a messenger RNA of Populus trichocarpa (black cottonwood), 1989 nucleotides long. Its product is annotated as serine/threonine-protein kinase BSK1. Gene Ontology annotation, molecular function: ATP binding; protein kinase activity; protein binding. The transcript has 9 exons. The coding region runs from base 182 to 1756 and encodes 524 amino acids. Lineage: Eukaryota; Viridiplantae; Streptophyta; Magnoliopsida; Malpighiales; Salicaceae. The record is from RefSeq and is a predicted model, not a curated record. Gene Ontology annotation, biological process: protein phosphorylation; brassinosteroid mediated signaling pathway.
GCCCCUAAAGCUGGUGCUGCUGCAUCUGCUCUUCUUCUUCACUGAGUAUCUCUCUCCCUCUCUCCCUCUCUCGCCCUCUCCCUCUCUGUCACUCACCACACGAGUGCAUAGCCAGCCAGUCGCUGUUUCCAUUCUUUUCCUGUUCUUUUCAUGGUACCGAGUUAACUGGGGCUGAGCUAUCAUGGGUUGUUGCCAAUCUUCUUUUUUAAAACUACCGUUCUCCGAUGAUAAUAAAAACAAUCGACGAGAGCAAGAACAACGUCGGGAAAAUCAACAGCAGCAGCAGCAUGUCCGAACUAAACAUUCUUCACAGCCAACAAACGGAACGGAAAAAAGCAGUGGUCUUGGUGGAGGUGGAGGUGCUGGCGUGCCGUCUUUCACGGAGUUCUCAUUUGCUGACCUAAAAGCUGCAACAAACAACUUUAGUCCCGAGUUUAUCGUGUCUGAAAGCGGUGAAAAAGCGUCCAAUGUUGUUUAUAAAGGACGGUUACAAAAUCAGAAUAACAGCAAUAACAGAAGUUGGAUCGCUGUCAAAAAGUUUACCAAACUGGCCUGGCCUGAUCCUAAACAGUUCGCUGACGAGGCGUGGGGUGUUGGGAAAUUGAGGCACAAAAGGUUAGCGAAUUUGAUUGGUUAUUGUUGUGAUGGAGAUGAGAGGCUGUUGGUGGCUGAAUACAUGCCAAAUGAUACCCUUUCAAAGCAUCUGUUUCACUGGGAAAAUCAAACUAUUGAGUGGGCCAUGCGUUUGAGAGUUGCACUUUAUAUUACUGAAGCUUUAGAUUAUUGUAGUUCUGAAGGUCGUCCACUGUAUCAUGACUUGAACGCUUACAGGGUUCUUUUUGAUGAGAAUGGAGAUCCCCGGCUUUCAUGUUUUGGAUUGAUGAAGAAUAGUAUGGAUGGAAAGAGUUACAGCACAAAUCUUGCUUAUACACCUCCUGAGUACCUAAGAAAUGGAAGGGUCACCCCAGAAAGUGUCAUCUUCAGCUUUGGGACUGUCCUUUUGGAUCUUCUUAGUGGAAAGCACAUCCCUCCUAGUCAUGCUCUUGAUAUGAUUCGAGGGAAGAACAUUCUUCUCCUUAUGGAUUCUCAUUUGGAGGGAAACUUCUCAACUGAAGAGGCGACUGUGGUUUUUGAUCUUGCCUCACGAUGCUUGCAAUACGAACCAGGGGAGCGACCAAAUACCAAGGAUCUUGUUACGACACUUGCACCACUGCAAAAUAAACCUGAUGUUCUGUCCUAUGUGAUGCUGGGAAUUCCAAAGCAUGAAGAAGCACCCCCUACCCCACAGCACCCCCUGUCUCCAAUGGGUGAUGCUUGUUCACGGAUGGAUCUCACAGCUAUCCAUCAGAUAUUGGUAAUGACACACUACAAGGACGAUGAAGGAACCAACGAGUUAUCUUUCCAAGAGUGGACACAACAAAUGAGAGAUAUGUUGGAGGCCAGAAAGCGUGGAGAUGUAGCAUUUCGUGACAAAGAUUUUAAAACUGCUGUAGAAUGCUAUUCUCAGUUCAUAGAUGUGGGAACAAUGGUAUCUCCAACUGUUUAUGCACGGCGUAGUCUUUGCCAUCUCCUAUGUGAUCAACCAGAUGCCGCUCUCCGAGAUGCAAUGCAAGCACAAUGUGUCUACCCUGACUGGUCUACAGCAUUUUACAUGCAAGCCGUUGCCCUUGCCAAGCUUGACAUGCACAAGGAUGCUGCUGACAUGUUGAAUGAGGCUGCUACCCUUGAAGAAAAAAAGCAACGGAGUGGAAGAUGAUCUAGAGAAACACGACUCUGUAUUAUUCUUCUGUAAUCUGAUCAGUUAUUGUGGUUGUUGUAUCAAAUAGUGGGUUUGAUGUAGAAUUGGGAAUCAGAAAUGUUUUCGCCCAAGGUGUACCAUAGUGGCGGGGUUGGGGCGGAGAAAGGAUAGGGUUGGGAGUGGAGAAGGAUACUGCUGCACUGGCCAUUGCACAAUUUUUUUCCUGAAAUGAGAUAAUUAAUUGUUUAUUA